Messenger RNA from Cucumis melo (muskmelon), 2364 nucleotides. Its product is annotated as bifunctional TH2 protein, mitochondrial. NCBI's taxonomy places the organism in Eukaryota, Viridiplantae, Streptophyta, Magnoliopsida, Cucurbitales, Cucurbitaceae. The coding region runs from base 124 to 1974 and encodes 616 amino acids. Gene Ontology annotation, cellular component: cytosol. The transcript has 6 exons. The record is from RefSeq and is a predicted model, not a curated record.
GGUUCAUCAAAAACUUCCCUCCCUUUCAACAAAGACUCAUCAGCAGAGCCCCCCAAAAACCACCGCCGUCUCCCCUUUUUCAUCUCUAUAAAUACCCUCUUCCCCCCUUUCCUUCCAUUUCCGAUGCGAACACUGUUCAUCCCCAAAUUCCCACUCAGUUCCCUAUUUGUCUUCCCCAAUUCUCCAUUUCCAUUCCUAAUCGACGCCUUCCGAUCCCUUUCUUUCCACUCCCUUCACCGAUCUCCGUCCUCCGCCGCCUCUUCUUCUCCGACCAUGCCUCCCCGUCUCGCUAUGAUUUCUCAUGUCGACUCUGACGGCCCACUCGCUCGGAGAUUGUGGAAUAAGUGCCGUAGAGAGUCGAUACUCUCGAUGUACACCCCUUUCUGCGUUUGUCUAGCUUGUGGGACUCUUAAUAUUGAUACAUUUCGUCACUAUAUCGACCAGGAUGUUCAUUUCCUCAAAGCUUUUGCUCGAGCAUAUGAACUAGCUGCAGAAUGUGCUGACGAUGAUGACGCAAAACAUUCAAUCAAUGAGCUGAGGAAGGCAGUGUCGGUAGAACUGAAAAUGCAUGCUUCAUUUGUUAAGGAAUGGGCUGCUGCGGAUGGAAAAGAAUCUCCUGUCAACCCUGCUACCAUCAAAUACACUGAUUUUUUGUUGGCAACGGCGUCCGGUAAGAUUGAAGGAGCUGAAGGUCUUGGUAAUCUUGCAACCCCAUUUGAAAGAACAAAGCUUGCUGCUUAUGCUCUUGGUGCCAUGACACCCUGCAUGAGGUUGUACGCCUAUUUAGCUACAGAGUUUAAAGGAGUUCUUGGUGCUCUCCAUGGUGAUCACCCCUACAAGACGUGGAUUGAAAACUAUGCAUCUAAAGGUUUUGAGGAAGCAGCUGAGAAAACGGAAGAUGUGCUUGAGAAACUUUCAGCGACUUUGACAGGUGAAGAGCUUGACACCAUUGAGAAGCUGUACCACCAAGCUAUGAAACUCGAGCAAGAAUUUUUCUGCUCGCAGCCUGUUUCCCAGAAGACAGUGCUUCCUUUGAUUAAAGACCACAAUCCUGCAGAGGAUCGACUGGUUCUGUUUUCUGAUUUUGAUUUGACGUGCACCGUUGUCGAUUCUUCUGCCAUUCUGGCUGAAAUUGCAAUUGUGAGAGCUCCAAAACCUGAUCAGAUUCAACCUGAAGACCAACCCUUUACCCGAAUGUCAUCAGCUGACCUCAGAAACACAUGGGGUGUUAUUUCCAGGCAGUAUACAGAAGAGUAUGAGGAAUGCAUAGACAAAGUCAUGCCUCCUAAAACUGUGGAAUUUAAGUUUGAAGAUCUGUGUACAGCACUUGAGCAACUCUCUGAUUUUGAGAAAAGGGCAAAUAAUAGAGUCGUCGAGUCCGGAGUACUUAAGGGUUUAAAUUUUGAAGAUAUAAGACGAGCUGGUGAACAUCUUAUUAUUCAAGAUGGUUGUUUUAAUUUCUUUGGAACUGCUUGCAAGAGUGAAAAUUUGAAUGUUGGUGUCCACAUUCUCUCUUAUUGUUGGUGUGCGGAUCUCAUUAGAUCAUCUUUUAACUCAGGUGGUUUACUAACUCAAGUGACUAUACAUGCCAAUGAGUUUGCGUUUGAAGAAGCAGUUUCCACGGGUGAUUUAGUUAGGAGGGUAGAAUCUCCCCUUGAUAAAGUCAAUGCUUUCCGUAAAAUCCUGGAAAACUAUGGCAAUGAUAGAAACAACCUCACCGUAUACAUCGGAGACUCUAUUGGUGACUUGCUUUGCCUACUCGAAGCAGAUAUAGGAAUUGUUAUUGGGUCGAGUGCCAGUUUAAGGAGAUUGGCAACUCGAUUUGGAGUUUCUUUUGUUCCGUUGUACCCCAGUGUGGUAAGAAAACAGAAAGAUCUUACCGAAGAUUCACGACGUAGUUGGAAAGGAUUGUCUGGUGUCCUUUACACGGUCAAUUCUUGGGCUGAAAUCCAUGCUUUUGUUCUUGGAUGCUAGAACCAGGCUCUUUUUUUGUGGUUCUCAUUCAUCUCAACUCGUUUGGUUUUUCGAUAUUACCGAGCAUCAUCGAUUGUAAAGAAGAUACAAGUUGAUGGCAAAUUUUGUAGGGCCAACAACAACGUUUCAGUGUCGUUUGUCCGUCCUCCAUUAAUUGAUAUGUCCUGUGUACUUUUGGUUAUUGUGAAGGAAGGAUAGAUGAAAAGCAAUUAUUUGAAACACAAAGUUGUUCAUAUAAAACAUUUCAAGCUUUUACUGUGUAUCCAUUGAUUGAUAAAUAGAGAUAGGUGCUGUUCUAUAUUUUGGGAUGAAUGGCAGUUUUUACAACACAAGACAAUUGUAAUUUCGUAUUAUGAAUGAAAAAAAGCACUAUAAUAACUUUGUAGUUAA